Molecule: messenger RNA, 1992 nt
Organism: Cydia fagiglandana
Lineage: Eukaryota; Metazoa; Arthropoda; Insecta; Lepidoptera; Tortricidae
Product: E3 ubiquitin-protein ligase goliath-like
Exons: 13
Source: RefSeq, a predicted model, not a curated record
AUUGUUCAUUCAGUCAGUUUUGUUUGAGAACAGCGGCGAGCGAGACGUAUAUCGCUGUUUUGUGAAUACCGUGCGUUCGCAGUUCUUGUAACAACGAUAGUAAAGAUUUGGGUUUACCUGUAUGAUUUCUUAAUAUUUCACAUAUCUGUGAGUGGCUAUGAUGACUUAAGUCAAAAAAUAAACAACACAAAAGUGAAAUAGACUAAAAACAACGGCUUAUGUUUGUGUUUUUAUUUUGUGUCGAGGCGUAACUAUUGCUUUGAACUAUAAAACGAGAAACGGAAUUGUGACUGCUGUUAAAGCAUAGUAUGAUACACAUUGUACUUUGGUGUGAUUCGUGCCAGCUGACAAGUAAGGCAUCCGCAGUCAAGUUUCUCGUCGGUUAUGGUGCAGAAUGCAGCAGUCGACUUCGUUAUACAGAACAUGAAACAACCGCUAGAGAGUUCAUGACGAAAACCUAAGGAAUUAGAGCGAAGAAAGUGAAGUGAUAAGAGAUAAAGUUUUCGCUGACCGAUAGCAAAGAUAUAAGAUAUCAUUCGCGUCGGUGCUUUCAGUACAGUGAGACGUGUAGUGUUAAUGUGACGUGAUAGUGUUAAAAUGCGUGUAUUGUGGUCGCGGUUAGCAGCGCUGGGGUGGUUGGCAGUCGUCGGGUGCCAUACGCCCGGCACGGAACUGGAGUCGGUCCGGUACGGCCCGGGGGACGACCGGUUCACUAGUGACACGUUUACGCAGGCUAACAUCAAUAUAUCGUAUAAGGAUGAACACGGGGAACAGUACUCGGAGACUUCUGAGUCUGGCAAGUACGGAGAAGGUUUCAUCGGCUCGGCUCGCGGCCUCGCCGUCCAUGUCCGGGCCAAAGGCGAGGACGGGGCCCACGACCACACGGGGUGCACCUGGCCCCUGUUGUCCGUCGCUGCUCCGUUGAGGCCACUGCCCGAGGAGCCGUGGAUCGCGGUUAUGAGGAGGGGCAGCUGUAACUUUGAGAUUAAGGUACAGAACGCGUGGCGCGCGAACGCGAGCGCGGUGCUCAUAUACAACGACAGGGACACCACCGUUUUAGAGAAGAUGAAACUGUCCACUGACAAUGGACGAAACAUAAGCGCGGUGUUCACAUACAAAUGGAAGGGCGAGGAAAUAGCCCGCCUCAUCGACAACAACACCAACGUGACCAUCGGCAUCAUCAAGGGCCGCACCUUCACACACAUCAACAACAACAUCAAUAACAUCCGUAGAUCCGCAUCCAAUUGAAUGGGAUUCUUCUGUUCCAGAACAUCAGUGCUGUUCGUAUCAAUAUCAUUCAUCGUGCUGAUGGUGAUCAGCCUCGCGUGGCUCGUCUUCUACUACAUCCAGCGCUUCCGCUACAUCCAUGCGAAGGACAGACUUUCGAAACGACUUUGCUGUGCAGCGAAGAAGGCGCUAUCAAAAAUACCCGUUAAGAGUUUAAAGACUGACGACAGAGAAGUCCAGGGCGACGGCGAGUGUUGUGCCAUCUGUAUAGAGCCUUACAAAGUGUCCGAGACGCUCAGAUCUCUGCCUUGUAGACACGAUUUCCACAAGAACUGCAUUGAUCCCUGGCUCUUAGAGCACAGAACGUGCCCGAUGUGCAAGAUGGACAUACUCAAGUAUUACGGCUUCGUGUUCACGGGAAGCCAGGAGAGCAUCCUGCAGCUGGAAGUGGAGGAGGCUCGCAGCCGCGCCAUCAGCCCCGCGCGGAACCGCCACCCGCUCACACUGCUGACGAGCGACAACUCGUACUCGGAGGCGGGCAGCUCGCGCUCGUCGCGCGCCUCCUCGCCCGACGAGCUGGCGCCGUCGCUGCCGCGCCGCGACGCCGCCGACAGAUCUCACACAUCGUCACCAGACUGCACCGCGCCGCGCGCCGACACCUCGGCCGCGCAAGACUGAGACGGCACGCGGCUGUACGGCCGCGUCACGCAGGUGUAACAGGGACGGCUAGAGCCCUCCGUGCGUUGCCGUCAGUGUUGACCGUCA